Molecule: messenger RNA, 774 nt
Organism: Papaver somniferum (opium poppy)
Lineage: Eukaryota; Viridiplantae; Streptophyta; Magnoliopsida; Ranunculales; Papaveraceae
Exons: 2
Coding region: 1-774 (257 amino acids)
Source: RefSeq, a predicted model, not a curated record
AUGAAAAAGCAUAUAUGGAAUAUUAUUUCUCCUAUGCAAGCAGCUUAUGUUCCAGGGAGGUCAAUAUCUGAAAAUAUUCUCUUGUUCAAUAAAUGGUUCAUACUUCAUAGCAUGAAGAGACAAUCUGGUAGAGUUGGUUCUAUGACUCUGAAGAUGGACAUGUCAAAGGAAUUUGACAGGAUAGAAUGGGAUUUCUUAUUUCAGGUUCUCAAGAAGUUUGGUUUUUGUGACAAACAGUGUCACUUAAUUCACCAGUGUAUAAGCACUAGUCAAGUUGAGAUGAUUGUUUGCUUUUCUCUAAAGCAAAAUCUUGAUCAGACUAGGACUCUCCUACAAGUCAUUGAGGAAUUUAGUAAAUGUUCAGGUCAAGUCAUAAACUUCAAUAAGUCUUCAGUUUACUUCAGCAAUAAUAUCAGUCUAUCUUCCAGUGAGACACUAGCUGGUAUUUUGCAAGUCCCUAUUAUGGAUCCUAAAGAGAAGUAUCUUGUGCUUCAUUUCUUCAAUGGUAGAAAUAAGAAAGUUCCUUUUUCAGUUCUAGUUGAGAAGAUGGAAUCAAGAUUAUCCAAAUGGAAUGCUUAUAAUCUUUCUGAACCAAGGAGGAUAGUUAUGGUUAAACAUGUUCUCAAUGCAAUACCAGUUCAUCAUAUGAUUUAUUUCAAGUUUCCUGACCAAACAAUAAAAGAUCUUAAUUCUCUUCAAGGAAAAUUCUGGAGAAGAAAGGACUCUAACAAAGGAGCUAUUAUUUCUUGGAAAAACUUGAGUAAGGAUACAUAG